Gaeumannomyces tritici R3-111a-1 is the source of this 607-nucleotide messenger RNA. Its product is annotated as COX17 protein. Gene Ontology annotation, cellular component: mitochondrial intermembrane space. Gene Ontology annotation, biological process: mitochondrial respiratory chain complex IV assembly. The transcript is spliced from 3 exons. The record is from RefSeq and is a predicted model, not a curated record. Gene Ontology annotation, molecular function: copper ion binding; copper chaperone activity. NCBI's taxonomy places the organism in Eukaryota, Fungi, Ascomycota, Sordariomycetes, Magnaporthales, Magnaporthaceae. Bases 72 to 329 code for a protein of 85 amino acids.
CCGAAAUUCGGCUGACAUUUCGCCUGGAAAUCUGCAGCGGCUUAAAAUCGCGUGCUCGUCUCCCCUCCGCCAUGGGACAAACAACCUCCCAACCAGACACGAUGGCGUCGCAAGCAACAAGGAUGCCUGCUCUCGCCUCCGCGGCUCCGGCGCAAACCUCGACGUCCGACGCGGCCGAGAAGCCCAGGCCGUGUUGCGUCUGCAAAGACGAAAAAGCAAAGCGCGACGAGUGCAUGCUCUUCUCAAGCGCCAAGGAUCCGGAGGAGGAUUGCACGACGACCAUUCAGCAGUACCGGAGCUGCAUGGAAGGCUUCGGCUUCAAGGUCUGACAAGUCACACAGCGACCAUAGCACCGUUAUCAAGUGGCAGUGCCAGCUCUGUACGAUUUACUACCCGUGGCGCCGUGAUCUAGGGCUGGAUUAUAGCGCCAUUGUACAUACGAUACGGACUCGUGUCCGCUGGAAAAACAGGAUAGACCGGCGUUUGGCUCUGUUCAAAUAACAAGACACAGAACUCAUCCCUCAGCCAUGAUUUACAAGCCCAGCAAGCCUCCUCAGCGAAGGGGGGAGCAUCAUUCGACAGUGCUCCAUUCCCCGGAUCGUGGCCA